GCGUGUUGGAAAAGUGUAUUUUCUAAAAAUAAUAGGUAAUAAAUGACCGAUAGAAAAUUGCCAAUUAGUCCAUCGGAACAGGCCACGGCCAGCCACAGUCCGCUGCUGCACCACCAUCCACAUCAGCAGCAGCAUCCUGCACACGGCAAUCAUCAUCACCUUCAGCAACAGCAACACUUGAGGCGUGCUGUAGGAGAACAGCAGCAGCAUCACGGCAUUGCAAUCACGGCCGGGAUUGGCGAACCGGUUGGUGGUGAAGGGCCGGUCGCUGGAGUUGGCGGCGGUGGCCCAGUUCCGACGGUUGGUGCACCAGCGCCACCACCCCGUGGAACGUCAUCGUUGAGUUCUGGCCAUCAUCUGCAGGCCGGUGCCGCCGUCGUCGCGCUGGCGAGCGUCAACAGUAGCACCGGCAGCACCGGCAACAGUCUGGGAGGUGGUGGUGGUGCUGGUGGAGUCAUUGGCAGCAAUCAUGCAACCGGCACGACCAGCACGACGGCCACCAGUAACAGCACCAAGCACGCGAACAUGCAUCGUCUGAAGCACACCAGCUCGCUAACCACCAGCAUCUAUCCAGAGCUUUAUGACAAAGGUAAUCGAUUAUCUCAUUCAAGUGAUACCAGCCAGGCUGACACCAUGACUUCCGUAACGAGCUCCUCACUAGACUCGGAUGAGGUGGAUCUCUCCGGUUUGGUGGAAUCGGUCGUCGAUUCUGACGAAGAGGACAUUGCUGAGAGUAUAGAUAGUUUAAGCGUACGGGACACGGUACGAGAAUGUUUGGAAAAGGAUCCCACCGACCGUACGGUAGAAGAUAUCGAGAUAUUGCUCGAGUUUACGCAAAAAUUGAAAGCGUUCACGAACAUGACAUUCGCGGUGCGUCGAGCGCUUUGCUCGGUGAUGGUGUUUGCCGUGGUAGAGAAAGCCGGUACGGUCGUGAUGAACGAUGGUGAAGAGCUGGACUCUUGGAGUGUGCUGAUCAAUGGGCACGUGGAGAUAGAGCAUAGUACGGGCGAGGUAGAAUAUCUGCACUAUGGGGAUAGUUUCGGUAUUAUGCCGACGAUGGACAAACUGUACCAUCGGGGCGUUAUGCGGACCAAGUGCGAUGAUUGUCAGUUUGUGUGCAUCACACAGACGGAUUACUAUCGAAUACAGCACCAGGGUGAGGAUAAUAUAAGGAAAAUCGAGGAAGAUGGUCAGGUGGUGAUGGUAACGGAGCUGCGGAACAGUACGGGAGAGAAUGGAUCUCGCAAAGGUUAUGUCGUCAUACGUGGUACGGUGGAACGGUUGAUGCAUCAGCUGGUAGAGGACACAACGCUCACGGAUCCAAACUAUGUGGAAGACUUUCUGCUUACAUUCCGUACAUUUAUCCACAAUCCGAUCGAUAUCUCGAAGCAACUGCUAAAGUGGUUCAACGUGGAUAGUAAUAGCGGAGCAAGUGAAGACAAUAGUGGAGGAUCGAGUGAUCUGGUCGAUGGUGCAGCAGCUUCCAUCUUGCACCACAUACCGUCAGGCCCCGGGGACAGUGUGCUGUGCGAUCGGGUGACGCGCGUCGUACUGCUGUGGGUAAACAAUCACUUCACGGACUUCGAUACCGAUCCACAGAUGAUGGAGUUUUUGGAACUGUUCGAAACGGCGCUGGAGAAAAAGAACAUGCACGAACAGCAGCAACUGUUGCAUGUGUACGCGCAGCAUAAUGCAAGAGAAAGAAACGUUACGCUGGCGCGAAGUUCGCGGGAUGAGGAUCUAAACUUCCAAAUAUCCGGAGGUCCGGGAGGUAUCUUUAUAACGCGAGUCGAGCCGAAAACGAAAGCGUACGAAGCGGGGCUAAAACGUGGCGAUCAAAUACUGGAGGUGAAUGGGCAAAGUUUCGAGCAUGUGACAUGUGCCAGGGCGUUAGAAAUUCUAAUGGGCACAACGCAUCUCAGUAUUACCGUAAAAAGCAAUCUGUGGGCUUUCAAGGGCAUGCUGUCGAAUGCGGACGGUGAUUCGAGCAAGCUGAAGAUAGAUCUGAAGAAAGGUCUUCGGGUUGAUCUACUCCAGUCACAAAAGUCGCUCGAUCUGGUAGAUAAGGUCGGUGGACUGUUGCCUACGCCACAGUUCCUGAUGCCACUGCCGGUGCGAGAUAUCGAGUAUGGACGUAAGGAUUCGGGCGUUUCCACACCGUCAGGUUCUUCGUCGAUGAACAACAACAAGGGUGGCAGUUUCAUGACGCUCGGCGGUAAGAAGCGUAUCCAGAAGGCACUGAUCAAGAUGAACCUACUGCCAAAGAAUAGCGUCUUCCAGGAUGACAAUAUUAACAACAAUAACAACAACAAUAGCAGCAGUAACAACAGCAGCAAUAGUAGUAGUAGCGCGAACAACGGUAACAGUAACAAUGGAAGCACCUACGAAGGUGGAAGUGAUCGAUCGUCGGGAAUUAGUGUGAAUUUUUCCUCCCAAGCGUCCUCCAUAUCGACGUCCUCGAUAACGACGGCAGAUUCGGACGAAACGCCACCAACCUCCACGUAUCAGAGUAAUCCGGAUUUGCGCGAAAACCACUGCACACCGGCCAAGGCGCAAUCGACGGAAGCGAUCAUCCCGACGAAGAUGGGCACCACGUACCUGGAGGAGUUGCGGGCAAGUGAUUUCCCGGAGCAUAUUCUGAAGGUGUACAAAUCAGACCAGACGUGCAAGUAUCUGCUGGUACACAAGGAAACAACGGCCCACGAGGUGGUAAUGUUGGCACUGCAAGAGUUCGGAAUUCAUGAUCCAAGUUCGAACUUUUCACUGUGUGAAGUAAGCGUCGGCGAAGGUGGCAUGAUCAAGCAGCGUCGUUUGCCCGAUCAGCUGCAGAAUCUUGCUGAACGGAUUGGGCUUAGUUCGAGGUAUUAUCUGAAAACGAAUGGCAUUACCGAAACGCUCGUACCGGACGAUGUGGCACCGGAAUUGAUCCGCGAGAGUGCGGUACACUUUUUGCAACUAAAUGCAAACGAACUGGCGAUACAGCUAACGCUGCAGGACUUUAGCAUCUUCCGGCAGAUCGAAUCGACGGAGUACAUUGACGAUCUAUUCAAUCUAAAGAGUCGAUACGGCAAGCCGAUGUUGGUGCGGUUUGCGGAGUUGGUUAAUCGUGAGAUGUUCUGGGUGGUGACGGAAGUUUGCAGCGAGCACAAUAUGAUGCGAAGGUGCAAGAUUAUCAAGCAGUUCAUCAAGAUUGCGCGGCACUGUAAGGAGUGUAAGAAUUUCAACAGCUUGUUUGCGAUUAUCAGUGGGCUGGGACAUGCGGCCGUGAGCCGCUUGAGACAGACGUGGGAAAAGUUGCCGUCAAAGUAUCAGAAGCUGUUUAAUGAUCUGCAGGACCUGAUGGACCCGUCGCGCAACAUGUCCAAGUACAGGCAGCUGAUACAGACGGAGCUGAAUGCACAGCAGCCAGUCAUUCCGUUCUAUCCGGUGGUGAAGAAGGAUCUUACCUUCAUCCAUCUUGGCAAUGAUACGAAGAUUGAUAGUUUGAUCAACUUCGAGAAGUUGCGCAUGGUUUCGAAGGAGAUCCGAACGUUGCUGCACAUGUGCAACUCACCGUACGACAUACUGACCAUGCUGGAGUACAAAUGUCAACCGCCCAGUUCGGCCAUGCUAGCGCUCAAUCAAAUGUCGGUCCCAUCUGGAAGUGGCAACCUGAUGCUGGCACCCCCCGCUCCACCACCACCCACUUCGCUGCCGGCCGCAUUCAUGCACAGUCAAACGGUGAAGCGAAGGAAGAAAUCCACCGCCGCACCGAAUCCGAAGAAAAUGUUCGAAGAAGCACAGAUGGUGCGACGGGUAAAGGCGUACCUGAACAACAUGAAGGUUAUCACGGACGAGGACGAACUGCAUCGGUUGUCGCUUGAGUGUGAAGCGCAAGGUGGUACCACACCGAACACGGUACAGGUUCGCAAACGCUAUCCAUCGCCAACGCUUUCGACGACUUCGAGCACCAGUUCGACUAGUGAGGGAAAAAAGGGUGCGCUCGGGCUAGGCAUGAGCAGCUUAUCGAUCGGGAGCGCUAGCAGUGGCAACAGUGGAGCACCGAAAUUCGGAGCCGCAUCACCCCAAGCCGUCAAAAAGCUACUCUCACUCUCAGAGCAGACAAAAACGCGUCCCCACCAACCGCGACACCCGUCGGCGGGGUCGAUCCUAGCUCCACCACUAAACAACAUCCACCAUCACCAUCAUCAGCAUCAUCACAGUGCAAUCUCGGGACAUCUGAACAGUACGCUCUCUCACUUCCAUCAUGCCCAUCCGCCCACGAACUAUCUGCCGCACCAUGGUGGGACGGGCAUCACCAUCAGUCCCUCGCAAUCUCCGGCACACUGUUGCGUAGGGGCUAGCGGAGCGGCAGGAGGUGGCAGUGCGGUUUCGACAAAUAGUACCGGUGUUAUGGGACCACCACAAUAUCCACCACCAUCGGCACACGCUGCCGGCGGUUAUGUGACGGCGGCCGGUACAGCGGGGGGUGGUGUGCAUUUGGCGGGCAUGUUGCCAAAUCCACCGAACUAUAGCACCACCAUGUCGAUGUAUGCGAAUGGGCGACCGGCGGUUCUGGCCAGCCGGAUACUGGAGAGUUCUGUCGAUGCACCUAGUCAAAUACCACCACCGAUGGAACUGCCGCCGGAGAGUAGCUCCUUCCGUAGUCCACCGAACUAUGCUCAAACGGCACAUCGAAGAAUUGCCAGCAAUAGUAAUACCACCAUUCCACCACCCUACCCAGCUCCUCACCAAAACUUUGGUAACUCAUCCCGCAUAAUCUCAGCCGUUGGGAUCUCACCCAUUGCGCCGAACUUUGUCGCACCGGCCGUAAAUGCGCUCUCGCCCAUGUACACCGGGAACAGUGGGGGUGGCGGUGGAGGUGUCGGUGCAUCCGUAACUUCCUCCGGGACUCCGGUGUGUGCAAACUUACCACCAGCAAUACCGGCACGAUUGCACGAAACCGUCGCUGCAGGGUUGGUAGAUUCGGCGCCACCACCAUUACCUCCGCCAAGUAUAGACCUGUCGGCGGAGAGCAGUUCCGUGACCGUGCUGAGCAGUGCUGCUUCCGCACGAACGAUACCGUACGGGCAGUAUGCAUCAUCCCAGGCGUACCACAAUCACAUUUCGCGGACACGCGGACCUCGGUUUUGAAGUGCGAAGGGCAAACAAAACACA
This is a messenger RNA of Anopheles maculipalpis, 5157 nucleotides long. RefSeq names its product rap guanine nucleotide exchange factor 2 (gene PDZ-GEF). The transcript is spliced from 6 exons. Gene Ontology annotation, biological process: positive regulation of GTPase activity; Ras protein signal transduction. The record is from RefSeq and is a predicted model, not a curated record. Gene Ontology annotation, molecular function: guanyl-nucleotide exchange factor activity; protein binding. Gene Ontology annotation, cellular component: apical plasma membrane; plasma membrane. NCBI's taxonomy places the organism in Eukaryota, Metazoa, Arthropoda, Insecta, Diptera, Culicidae. The coding region runs from base 43 to 5133 and encodes 1696 amino acids.